AUUAGCAGCACUCGUCACAAUCAAAAUUAAUGGAUCUUCAAAUUUCACAAAUCGCCAUCAUUCUCUUUUCUCUACUCCUCAUUCUCACCGCCGCCUCCGCCGCCGCCGCCGCCAUAAACCUCUGUCCCGCCACCUCUUGCCGCCACCGCGACCCAACUAUCCGUUUCCCUUUCCGACUAAAUAGCGGCGACGGCGACGGCGACACCACACAACCCAAAUCAUGUGGCUACCCAGGAUUCGAUCUAUCAUGCGACAACAAAUCAAACCAAACAAUCAUUAACAUCGGAGGAUUAUUAUUCACCGUAAAAGCAGUAGAUUACGCCACCCAACAACUAUGGAUCAACGACCCUGACAAUUGUCUCCCCAACCGUCUUCUUUCUCUUAACCUUUCUGACUCUGCAUUUCGAGGAGUUUAUCCUCAAGAUUUCACCUUGUUUAAUUGUUCAUUAAACUUAGACUUGGCUAAAUUUCAGCUUAAUCCUGUCGGAUGUCUUAGUGGUCCUAAUUACUCUGUUUUUGCUACCUCCUCUGAUAAAGCCGUUCAGUUCUUCCUAUCUAAAAGUUGCACCUUUAUGGCGUCCGUUCAGGUGCCGGUUCAGUGGCCCUACUAUGAACAGGUUGUAACGUCAGAUCUUAGUGAUGACAUCCGGCUUACAUGGCUGGAACCACGCUGCCGCCGGUGUGAAACUCGCCGUGGUCGAUGUGGACUUCAAACCAAUUUUAGCCUUGAAGUUGGAUGCUCUCAGCAAGGUCAACAUGGGCUACCAAGGACGGCUCGAUAUGCCAUAACUGUGGGAGCAGGAUUACCAGCCAUGUUAUGCGUAAUUGGAAUGUUAUGUUUCGUAUGUGGCAAGCUCAAGUCCCGCGGAAGUACAAGUCAAAAUCCCCGCCCUCGAUAUGAAUUCAAUUCGAGUGUGGCUCCACAGCCCACGCUUGUAAUAGGCCUCGAUGGUCCUACCAUAGAAUCUUUCCCAAAACUUGUGUUGGGCGAGAGCAGGCGUCUGCCCAAGCCCAAUGAUAAUAUCUGCCCAAUAUGUUUGUCGGAGUACCACCCCAAAGAGACUCUCCGGACCCUGCCCGAUUGCACUCAUUGCUUCCACGCCGACUGUGUUGACGAAUGGCUUCGCCUUAAUGCCUCGUGUCCUGUCUGUAGGAGCUCUCAUGAGCGCCAUUUGUAUUCGUGAAUUAUCAACAAUUAUUAGAGAUAAU
Messenger RNA from Impatiens glandulifera, 1209 nucleotides. RefSeq names its product RING-H2 finger protein ATL20-like. Gene Ontology annotation, molecular function: polysaccharide binding. The coding region runs from base 30 to 1184 and encodes 384 amino acids. The record is from RefSeq and is a predicted model, not a curated record. NCBI's taxonomy places the organism in Eukaryota, Viridiplantae, Streptophyta, Magnoliopsida, Ericales, Balsaminaceae. The transcript has 2 exons.